AUGACAACCAACAACGAAGUUGAACAAAAUGGUGCGCUGAUUGUGAAAAGUGAGGCAAGUGAAGCUACAGUGAUUGCCAAAAUAAAUUUCCCAGACUUCGACCAAGAGGAUAUUGAAACCUGGUUCAUAUGCCUUGAAGCCUCUUUUCACGUCAACGGCAUUAAACUGGACAAGUUUAAGUUCAACACAGUGAUCGUUGCUCUUGGUUCACGAGCAAAAUACGUGCAUUCAGUUAUAAAGCAGUGCCAAAACGAAAAUAACAGCAACAAGUACGAAACCCUAAAGGAAGCUGUUAUCGCUCAUUUCCAACCAUCGGAAACACAGCGACUGAGCAGUUUGCUGUCCGGCAUGUCCCUUGGAGACCAGAAACCCAGCGUCUUGCUGUCCGAGAUGCGCCGCUUAGGAGGAGCAGGUUGUACCGACAACAUCCUGACCAACUUAUGGUUGCGAGCCCUGCCCAACACAACUCGUGCCAUCAUCGCUGCCAUGCCAACCGCAACACUGGACGAUCAGGCAAAAGUUGCUGACAAGAUUCUGGAGGCACCCCGCGAGCAGAUUUCCGCUAUUCAACAUCGAGGAGAUGGAGCUACGAUAAAUUCGCUGGAACAACGUAUCGAAGCCCUUACCCGACGGGAUGGAACGCCAGCCAGAAAUAAACGUGGCUGGAUCUGCUGGUUUCAUUUCCGGCACGGUUCUCAAGCUCGCAAGUGUGAAAAACAGAAGGCUGACAACCCGAACGUACCGUGUAUUUUUUUCGACGGGAAGAUCGAGGUGUACUCUCGACCGCGACCGAUGUAA
This is a messenger RNA of Anopheles gambiae (African malaria mosquito), 798 nucleotides long. RefSeq lists its product as uncharacterized. The record is from RefSeq and is a predicted model, not a curated record. Bases 1 to 798 code for a protein of 265 amino acids. The transcript is spliced from 2 exons. NCBI's taxonomy places the organism in Eukaryota, Metazoa, Arthropoda, Insecta, Diptera, Culicidae.